CCGCCGCUCUUCUCCCCCGGCAGGACCCGGAACCUGCUCCGCAUCGGGGUGAUCGAGAAGCCGCUGUGGUUCGACGUCUACGCUGCCUUUCCCCCGCUGAGGGAGCCCGUCUACCGGCUGGGCGCCCGGCCGCGCUACGGGAAGGUGAAGGAUGUCAUCCCUCCCAUCUUCUACCAGGAGGACGAAGUGCGAGCGAGAUUUUACAGAAUAUAUGGCAGUGGUCCAAGACCUUUCGACCUGUCGCAAUCAAACUACAAAUCUAUUUGCCAGAUGUUCGUUGAAAAGUUCAAUGAACUGAAAGAAGAAGGAAAAAUUGAAGAAGAAAAAUUGUUUGAAGAAACAGGAAAAGCCCUUUUAGCCAGUGGGGUAAUUUUACAGAGGAGAGGAACAGAUAAAGUAGCACGACAGGAUCAUCAGGAGGUUGAAACCAGGGAUUCCAUGUCGCACCUGCAGCUUCAAACUGCAUUGGGAGAGAAGAAAGAUGAGGAGGAGCAGACGCCAGAGUUGGCAGAAACUCAGAAGGAAAACCCCUCACCCUCCUAA
Molecule: messenger RNA, 543 nt
Organism: Balearica regulorum gibbericeps (East African grey crowned-crane)
Lineage: Eukaryota; Metazoa; Chordata; Aves; Gruiformes; Gruidae
Source: RefSeq, a predicted model, not a curated record